This is a messenger RNA of Miscanthus lutarioriparius, 981 nucleotides long. The record is from the annotation of a GenBank genome assembly. Lineage: Eukaryota; Viridiplantae; Streptophyta; Magnoliopsida; Poales; Poaceae.
AUGGCGCCCGCGCCCGCGGCUGUCGUCGCAGCGGCGAGCCCGGCAGUGCUCCCUCGCUCAUCGUCCCCAAGGAGCAGACGUCCCCAGGGCCGUGCCUGCUCGUUUCGGUGCGCCGGGCCGAGCGCACGCCCCUCAACACUUGUGUCCUCCUCUCUGAAGUCGUGCUGCGCUGGCCAUCCCCGGAUUCGGCAGCCGUACGGACGGCCGCACUGCAGCCAGCAGCAGGCAGAAGUGGUGGGCAGCACCGUCGACGACGACGAGGCGUGCGAGCUGGUGAGCGGCUCGGACCUCGUCAUCGGCGAGGGCGACGACAGCGUCAGCGCGUACCUUUUCAAGGCCGUCAAGAACAACAACGGCACCGGCGUCCUCCUGCUCUCCGACAUCUUCGGCUUCGAGGACUCCGCCACGCGGGACUUCGCCUACCGCGUCGCCUGCAAUGGCUACAAUGUCCUGGUUCCCGACUUGUUCCGUGGGAACCCGUGGAAGCUGAACGUCCCGUUCGUCGCCGGCGGCGACAGCAUCCAGCAAUGGCUGGCCGGACAUGCCCCGGGGCGGGUGUCCGGCGACAUCGACGCGUGCACGCGGUGGCUGGUGGACGAGUUCAAAGCCGCGGGGGUGUCCAAGAAGCUGGGCGUGGUCGGGUUCUGCUACGGCGGCGGGCGCCUCGUGGAGACGCUGGCGCGUGACGCUGACGACAACUGCUUCAGCGCGGGGGUCUGCUUCUACGGGUGCCCGAUGGACGCGUCCCUGGGCGAUCGUAUCGCGGCGCCCGUCCUGUUCGUGUGCGGCGACGGCGACCCGUACUGCUCCGUGGAGAUGGUGCAGGAGCUGGAGAGGCGCGCGAGAGGCGCCCGGGCGGCGGUGUACGCCGGCAGGGGCCACGGGUUCGCGCACCGGCCGCAGUCGGUGGAGGAUGAUGCCGACGCCGAGAACGCGUUCAACGCGAUGCGGGGGUGGCUGCACGACCACCUGCUCGCCUGA